Dicentrarchus labrax (European seabass) is the source of this 4207-nucleotide messenger RNA. It is a transcript of the gene arhgap42b, whose product is annotated as rho GTPase-activating protein 42. Gene Ontology annotation, cellular component: cytoplasm. Gene Ontology annotation, biological process: signal transduction. NCBI's taxonomy places the organism in Eukaryota, Metazoa, Chordata, Actinopteri, Moronidae. The record is from RefSeq and is a predicted model, not a curated record. The transcript is spliced from 25 exons. Gene Ontology annotation, molecular function: protein binding; GTPase activator activity. The coding region runs from base 133 to 2841 and encodes 902 amino acids.
CGGAGCAGGAAAACUUUUUUUUUUGGUCAACUUGGAGGCGCCUGUAUUACAUCGGAGCUACGUGAUGACAAAUAAAAAACUCUUAUAUACCGAGUUCUGAAGUUUGAAAAGCAACUUCGUCGCUGGGGUACAAUGGGACUCCCCACUUUGGAGUUCACUGACUCUUUCCUGGACAGUCCGGACUUCAGAGAGCGUAUUAAAUGCCAUGAAAUCGAGCUAGAGCGGACAAAUAAGUUCAUCAAAGACCUCAUCAAGGAUGGGAAUAUGCUCAUCACUGCGCUCAAGAAUCUUUCUGCUGCCGUCCAGAAGUUCUCCCAGUCCCUGCAGGAGUUCCAGUUUGAGUGCAUAGGUGAUGCAGAGACAGAUGACGAGGUGAACAUUGCCCAGUCAUUCAAAGAGUUCUCCCAGCUGUUGAACACUGUUGAAGAGGAAAGGAGACGCUUGAUUCAGAAUGCUGAUGAUGUGUUGAUUACUCCCCUGGAAAAGUUUCGCAAGGAGCAAAUCGGUGCUGCAAAGGAGGGGAAGAAGAAAUUUGAUAAGGAAACAGAGAAAUACUACUCUACGCUUGAGAGACACCUUGGCUUGUCAUCCAAAAAGAAGGAAGCAUAUCUGCAGGAGGCUGACACGCAGAUUGAUAAGGAGAGACAACUCUUUUAUGACGCGUCCCUUGAGUACGUUUUCAAAAUACAAGAAGUGCAAGAAAAAAAGAAAUUUGAGUUUGUUGAGCCGCUCCUGGCCUUUCUUCAGGGCUUGUUUACAUUCUACCAUGAAGGAUAUGAGCUGGCUCAUGAAUUUGAGCCAUACAAACAGCAGCUCCAGUUCAACCUGCAGAACACACGAAACAACUUUGUGAGCACCAAGCAGGAAGUGGAGAAGCUGAUGAAGAGGAUAAGGUCUGCAGAUCAGGACUAUAAACCCCCAGGCCAGUGGACGAUGGAAGGCUUCCUGUAUGUCCAGGAGAAACGUCCCCUGGGAUGCACUUGGACACGUCACUACUGCACAUAUGAGAAAGGCAGCAAGACCUUCACCAUGAGCAACACUGAAAAUAAGUCGGCCGGGAAACAGAAUGGUCUUGUCCUGAACCAGCCAGAGAUGUUCAAGCUCAAGUCCUGCAUUCGACGGAAAACUGAUUCCAUCGACAAGCGUUUCUGCUUUGAUAUCGAAGUGGUGGAGAGAAAUGACAUCUAUCGUGGAACUCUUUUCAGACCGCUUCAGUUUUUCUGUAAAGUCCGGCAUGGCGUUAUGACACUGCAGGCACUGUCAGAGUCCAACAGAAGAUUGUGGCUGGAGGCCAUGGAUGGCAAGGAGCCGAUUUACAACCUGCCAGCCAUAUUAAGCAAGAAGGAAGAGACAUUUCUUAAUGAGGCGGGCUUUAACUUUGUAAGGAAAUGCGUUGACCUGGUGGAGAUGAGAGGGAUAAAUACAAUGGGACUGUACAGAAUUGGAGGGGUCAACUCCAAAGUACAGAAGCUGAUGACUACAGUCUUUUCCUCCAAGGCACCAGUGGAUAUGGACCUGGAUCCGGAGACGUGGGAUAACAAAACUAUCACCAGCGGUCUGAAGAAUUACCUCAGGUGUCUCUCUGAGCCUCUAAUGACCUUCAAGUUCCACAAAGAUUUUAUCAUGGCCGUCAAGUCAGAUGAUCAGAACUACAGGGUGUGUGCUGUUCAUGCUUUGGUUCAUAAACUGCCCGAGAGGAACAAGGAAAUGCUGGAGCUACUAAUAAAACACCUCGUCACAGUUUCCACACAAAGCCAGUACAACCUGAUGACGGUGUCCAACCUGGGUGUCAUCUUUGGGCCCACGCUGAUGCGGUCACAAGAGGAAACGGUGGCCGCCAUGAUGAACAUCAAGUUCCAGAACAUUGUGGUGGAAAUACUCAUCGAGAACUUCAUCAAGAUCUUUCACCAGCCUCCGGAUCCCAAUGUCCCCCUGCCCCAACCCCAAAGCCGGCCUGGCUCUCGCAGGAGUAGGGCCAUCUGUCUGUCCACAGGGCCCAGAAAGCCCCGCAGCCUCUACACCCCAACACUGUGCCUGGCAGAUGCAGAAAGUCCCUGCAUAGGUGACACUUUUAGCAGCAGUCCAAGCAGCACCCCCAUGGGCAGCAUGGAGUCUUUGUCUUCCCACUCCUCUGAGCAGAAUAGCUCCUCCAAAACAGCUUCCUCUGCUCAGGUCAAGGACAAGUCGCUCCUAGACCUCCACCAAACGCCAUCACAACUCUUAAAUGGCCCCAGGAGCACUGUAUGUGUCAGCAGCCCAGAAUCCAGCUCCAAGGAGGAUGCAGGGCGUACAGAUGGAGAGUCGGAGGACGCUCUCAGCCUGUCCUCAGUCAGCACCACACCUAGGCUGUCUCCUGCUCCUAAAAAAGCCCCCCACUGCCGCACUGACCUCAAGCCCGCACUGCUAAACCGCUCAGCUGCUCCCUCUCUGAAAUCACUGCAUAUAUUUGAAGGCCACAGGAGCUGCUCUGGAUCUGUCCAAAGUCUGUCAACACUGGAGCCCAAAGAGAGUUUAAAGCCUACUGAGCACCCAGACCUUCCACCAAAACAAGUGAUCCGCCGCAGGAUGGACACCUCUGUCAGCAACGGCUACCAAAGACCUGGCUCAGUGGUUGCUGCCAGAGCACUGCUUUUUGAAAAUGCCUCCAACCCUCAGUCUAUUCCAGUUGGAAGAGACGCCAAAGCGAUGUAUUCCUGUGAGGCAGAGCACAGCCACGAGCUCAGCUUCCCCCAGGGGGCGCACUUCUCAAAUGUCUACCCCUCUGUUGAACCAGGCUGGCUCCAAGCAACAUACGAAGGAAGAACAGGUUUAAUCCCUGAGAAUUAUGUCGUCUUCCUCUAACAAGCUUGUAAACAUUGCAUCUUUUUCAUGGUAUCCAUGGAAAGAAUAAUACACAAUGUGGUUGAUUGUUGUAAUGUCAUUAUUGUUGGUAAUUGUAACAUUUCUGCAUUUUAUGCAGUCUUAGCAGCACCACAGUAAUUGCUUUAACAGUGCUAGAAGUUCAAAGUCCAAAAAUGUACCUCCUUUUCCUUUAUAAUUUCAUUGUGAAAUGUCUUUGGUAAUCUGCAGAGAUUCAGAAGUUAAGAAGAAAGAAGUAUGACAUUAUUGUAAGGUGUAAAUAUAUUACUCAUCGAAUGCACUGAUGUUUUUAGUCCCAGUAUUAGCCUACAGAAUCACAAAACAAUCACAUCCCAUUUCACAAGAUUUAUUUUCAGAAAUAUAUUAUCUUUCAACAUGCCAUUAUAUCAACAUAACACUUUCAUCAAAUUGCUAAUGAAAAUCUGUAGUUUCAUAAACUUAAACAUUUUUUAUUAACUGUGAUUUAAAAUAAGGAUACUAGUCUAAUCUAUUAGAAUCUAAUAGAAAAAGCAUAAUGGAUUUGCACCUUAACUUUCAUGUUUAUGGCCUGUGAUCAUUGUUCAGCCACUGAACCUGCUCACUGCGACAGUGCACUUUCUGGUUAGCUACACGGUACUGUACUGUACAUUAAUGCUCAUGAGUUCUUCUGUUGUUGCUAAUCAAAAAUAUUUACUUCUUAUAACUGUUUAUUAAUAUAAAUUAUCACUUCAAACAUAUGUAAAAAUUUGUUUUUUAUGAUGUCAUGAAUGCUAUGUUCAUGAGGUGGAGCCUUAGCCUUUAAUGCCUGUUGUGAUACUGUACUAACUGGUACACUGGUGUACUAGUAAUGACAACUAGACAUGUGUCAGAUUAUAUUAUGUUAUAGAUGCCAUUUAAUAUUUAAUUUUCUGUUACUGUCACAACAUUUCAAAAGUACAAAGUCCAUAAGUAUCUAAAAUGUUAACUUCGGUGAUACUUUUCCAGAAAAAGAAAGAAAAUACAAGAAAGAAAAUCACCAACAAACCUCCUAAAAUUAUUACAAAUUGAAAGGUUACUCCAAAGUAAGGAUUUGUCUGGUGGCCGAAAAUGUAUUUUGAAAGGUAUUGGAGAUCUUGCACUUGCCAAGAUCAGGAUGUUCUUUUCCAUUUUCAUAUUUAAGAAUGCGGGGUGGCCUUGAACAUUGAUGCUGGAAAAAUACUCCCUUGCAGUCUGAAUUUGCAGGGGCAUAUCACGGAAUUGAUAUCCAUAUCCUUUAUAUGUAACUUCUGGCAUCCCUUUUUUUAUAUGGCAAGCUUGUUUCCUUGCAAUCAUCUACUGUGUCUUGACAGUGCAAAAACAUGUCUAUAAAUAAACAGCGUGAUUUAUUAGA